Sciurus carolinensis (gray squirrel) is the source of this 4387-nucleotide messenger RNA. It is a transcript of the gene G2e3, whose product is annotated as G2/M-phase specific E3 ubiquitin protein ligase. The record is from RefSeq and is a predicted model, not a curated record. Gene Ontology annotation, molecular function: ubiquitin-protein transferase activity. Gene Ontology annotation, cellular component: nucleus. The coding region runs from base 368 to 2485 and encodes 705 amino acids. NCBI's taxonomy places the organism in Eukaryota, Metazoa, Chordata, Mammalia, Rodentia, Sciuridae. The transcript is spliced from 16 exons.
GCAGACCGCUCCUUCCGGGUUGCGAGCGGAAGUGGGCGAAUUUGAAUCCUACGGGCCGUUGGAUGGAGCUGCUCGCUGUUGGCGUGUGGCAGCGCUGCGCGAGAAGAGAAAAGUGACGCAGCCACCCUGGAACUUAGGCUCCGUGCGCCUCGCUUUCUUCACAGGUUAUGAUCCAUGACACAGAGAACAAGGAGGAAGUCACAAUGCCAUUUAUGACAUAGUCACACAUCGUCAUUUUUGUCAUAGACUUUUUGGUGGAAGCAAGUUGCCAAGCACUAAGUACAUUCACAGUCAAGGCGAGGGAUAUCAGGCUCUCCCUACUGAAGGGAAUAUCAACCUAUAUCACUGACUGACCAAGUAGAGUAAAAUGAAUGAAAAUAAACCUGGUGACUCACAGACUCUUGCUUGUGUUUUCUGUCGAAAAAAUGAUGACUGUCCUAAUAAAUAUGGAGAAAAGAAAACGAAUGAGAAGUGGAAUCUCACUGUACAUUACUAUUGUUUAUUGAUGUCAAGUGGAAUUUGGCAGAGAGGUAAAGAAGAAGAAGGAGUUUAUGGUUUUCUAAUAGAAGACAUCAGGAAGGAAGUAAAUAGAGCUUCUAAACUGAAAUGCUGUGUUUGUAAGAAAAAUGGUGCUUCAAUUGGAUGUGUUGCACCUCGAUGUAAACGAAGUUAUCAUUUCCCAUGUGGACUUCAGAGAGAAUGUAUUUUCCAGUUCACUGGCAAUUUUGCGUCAUUUUGUUGGAAACAUCGACCUGUUCAAAUAAUUGCAUCCAAUAAUUACAGAGAUUCCUUACCAUGCACCAUCUGUUUGGAAUAUAUUGAACCUGUUCCUACUUAUAACAUACUACGAAGUCCUUGUUGUAAGAAUGCUUGGUUUCACAGAGACUGUUUACAGGUUCAAGCAAUAAAUGCAGGAGUAUUUUUCUUCAGGUGUACAAUAUGCAGUAAUAGUGACACCUUUCAGAAAGAGAUGUUAAGAAUGGGAAUUCACAUUCCUGAAAAAGAUGCAUCUUGGGAAUUAGAGGAAAAUGCUUAUCAAGACCUUCUGCAGCAUUAUGAGCGUUGUGAUGUUCGAAGAUGUCGUUGCAAAGAAGGGCGAGAAUAUAAUGCACCUGAUAGCAAAUGGGAAAUAAAACGCUGUCAGUGUUGUGGUUCUAGUGGAACACAUUUAGCCUGUUCCUCACUACGAUCAUGGGAACAAAAUUGGGAGUGUUUGGAAUGUAGAGGUAUUAUCUACAAUUCAGAUUUCCAAAAAGCAAAAAAGCAUGCAUUAUCCAACUCUAAUAAUGUGGCAAUUACUGAUUGUUUGUUGGAAGAGUCACCACCGAAGUUACCAAGACAGUCACCGGGAGCUCAGAGUAAAGACCUACUGAGGCAAGGCAGCAAGUUCAGAAGAGAUAUUUCUACUAUUCUGAUAGAAUUAGGAUUCCAAAUUAAAAAAAAAACUAAAAGAUUAUUUAUCAACAAAGCCGAUAUAUGGAAUAGUGCCUUAGAUGGAUUCAGGAAUCAAAACUUCAAUCCUUUGUACACAAUUGAAGUAGCAUAUGUUAAUGAAAAUGAUGAGUUUGGAAGAGAGCUUCCUGGAUCAAAGCAGGAAUUUCUGAGUCUUUUGAUGCAACAUCUUGAGAACUCAUCAUUGUUUGAAGGGUCCUUAUCAAAGAACUUGUCUCUAAAUUCUCAAGCUCUGAAAGAGAAUCUUUACUAUGAAGCUGGAAAAAUGCUUGCCAUUUCUUUGGUUCAUGGUGGUCCUUCACCUGGUUUCUUUUCUAAAACCUUGUUUAACUGCCUUGUUUAUGGACCAGAAAAUACCCAACCAAUUUUAGAUGAUGUUUCAGACUUUGAUGUAGCACAAAUUAUAGUAAGGAUAAAUACUGCAACAAAUAUGACUGACUUAAAUUCAGUAAUAAAUGAAUGCUACAACUACCUAGACCUUAUUGGAUGUCUAAGACUUAUAACAACAUUAAGUGAUAAGUAUAUGUUGGUAAAAGAUAUACUUGUCUACCAUGUAAUUAAGAGAGUCCAAGCACCCUUUGAAAGUUUUAAGCAGGGUCUGAAAACUCUUGGUGUUUUGGAGAAAAUUCAGACUUACCCAGAAGCAUUUUGUAACAUCCUCUGUCAUAAACCUGAGAAUCUUUCUGCAAAGAUCCUUAGAGAUCUUUUUACAGUACACACAUUACCUGAUGUACAAGCUUUGGGAUUUUGGAACAGUUACUUACAGACCAUUGAGGAUGGUAAAUCUGCAACAACAAUGGAAGACAUUCUUAUUUUCGCAACCGGUUGCAGUUCCAUUCCACCUGCAGGAUUUAAACCCACUCCUUCAAUUGAGUGUCUUCAUAUGGAUUUUCCUGUUGGAAACAAGUGUAAUAACUCUUUAGCUCUUCCAAUCACGAGUACAUAUAAAGAGUUUCAAGAAAAUAUGGACUUUGCCAUAAGAAACACUCUAAGACUUGGAAAGGAAGAAAGUUCUCAUUACAUUGAACAUUAAAAUGUUUCUUUGAACAAAGAGAUGCUUCUUUAAAAGCUGCUAUUAAUAACUUUCUUUUGUUUCAAAAAUCUAUUAAUCAUCACUUUUGAACAAACUUGUCACCUUCUUGACCCAAUAAAAUUUAUGAUGUGAACAUAAAGGAAUGUUUUGACCAUUUAAACAAAACGAAUUUUUUUUAAAAAUUAAGGCAUUCUAGUCAAAAUCAGUGAUGUUUUUCUGUUUUCUUAAUAUACAUGCUUUAUAAACUUCAAUGUAAGUACUUUUAGAAUGGUUGUACAGGGGGCUGGGGGUAUAGCUCAGUUGGUAGAGUGCUUGCCUUCCAUGCACAAGGCCCUGGGUUCAAUUCCCAGCACCAGGAAAAAAAAAAAGAAGUGGUGUGUGGUAGAAUGAUUGUACAAACUUUAUUCAAGUAUAAUAGCAUGGUAUAUAUAAGAAAAAAAAUCUAUUUACUCUUUAUAAAUUUAGGAUUUGAUUUUCCUAGUUUUAUGCAAUGUUCAAAUUUUUCUUUAUUUUAAAGCAUUAAGUAGAAAAGUUAAUUGAUUAAAUCCUGUUUUAUGAAUCAGGCAUAGAUUCUGGGGUAUACAUUAUAUUUAUGCUUUUCAAAGAUGGCACUAAAUUACUAAAAUAUUUUUAGAUUACUUGUUUAUGUUAAAAUGAACCACACUGCAAUUAGAUUAUAUCUAAUAUGAAGUAUUAUAUAAAAAGCAGAAUUGCACAACAUGUUCCAUAGGCUUAAAAACACUUGUGAGGUGGCUACAAUGUAAUUGAAAAUACCUAAGAGAGUAUAUAUUCUUUAAAGUCUUGGUUUUAGUCAUAUAACUUUUCUUUUCUUUUUUUUUUUAAACACUAUGUGUGGUAUUCAGUAUGUCUAAUCUAUAAUCACUUUAGGUAUCUGAAUGACCUCUGUGGAUUAUAAUGUGUUAGAUUUGGAUUUUUGACAUUUAUUAUCAAGGUGGUUGUAUGAUAGAUAAACCAGCACCAUACCAUUAUACAGUUAUCUUCUUUGCCCUUGAAAGAUAUCUUUUUGUAUAAGCAAUGUAUAAAGUAAAAAAGAAUAUAAAUAAAGUAAAAGAUACAAACAGAAAGAAAAUCCCACUCUAAUCUCACCAUAAAAAUUAGUAUUGUUUCUGUGUAUUCUUCUAUAAACUCUUGUCUUCUCUAUUUUUAACAGUAUUGAUACUACUAAAAUUAAUAAUCAUGUAAUAAUAAUUUGAAGAUAUAGUUUCAUACUCAUAUCCUCAUAGUUGUGCUCCUACCAAAAAAAUUUGAAAUCUAAUGUCCUUAAUCUAUUACCAGAUCCCAACAUAUUACCAGAUAUAAAUGAGAAAAAGCCCUGGUUUUCUGCUUAAGUAAGUCAUUGUAUAGUAGGUGAAUCAUUAUGAGAUGUAAAAUGUUUUAACCACAAUUUUCUUGCUACAUAAAGUAUUGGCUAUGAUCAUAAUCUCAUCCUCUCCAAGAAGAGACCCCCAAUACUCAAAUUAUUAAUAUUUUUAAAGAAAAUUAACAGGAUUGACUUAUGGUAAUACAUCUCUUAAUACCAAAGGAAAAUGAAAACAUAAUCCUAACAUAAUUUUCCUUAUUACCUCUAUUUUUCAAAUUAUACUAAUAGACCUAGCAAAUUAUUUAUUUAACAACAUUAAACAAAGCAUUUCUUUGCCAUAUGUUAAAUUGUUAGAUUAUCAGGAGUAAUUAAUGGGUCAGCUAUUUUAAAAGUUUAAUAUCUAAUAUAAACCUCAAGCUCAACAUACAGCUUUUAUUCCAAAUGUGUUGAUAAAUUGGAUGUUCUAUUUCUUAAUGUCUCUAGUUUUUAUAAAAUUGUAAAACCAUUAAAUCACAACAUCCCUCCCCGCCAAAAAAAAAAAAAAACCAAAACUAUUCUCUGGUUUGUAGUUUUAUGAAUUU